This is a messenger RNA of Protopolystoma xenopodis, 660 nucleotides long. Lineage: Eukaryota; Metazoa; Platyhelminthes; Monogenea; Polystomatidea; Polystomatidae. The record is from the annotation of a GenBank genome assembly.
GCUCGACCGCGUCCCAACGAACGAGCCCAUUCGCCCAUCGGGUCGGUCAGAGACCGCCAGAACGACGACAUGGCAACGCGUCGCUUCCGUUCGGCCACUCGGCAACGAACUCGACUGGACGCCACCAACGGACAACUGACCUAUCACCGUUUUGUAUCACCACCACCACCGCCGCCGCCGUCGUCGUCGUCAUCGUCGGCGUUCACGUUGACGUCACGUCAACCGGCCCGUCUCGACGACGUCUACGCUCGCUCGGCGUCACGCGCCCAAUUGGCCAAAUCGACGCCCGAUUUGGCUCUUCUCACCGGCUCGCCGGCCGCCGGACACCAACGCUGGCGCAGCGAGACAGCCUCAAAGUCGGCCUCCAGCAAACGGGCCGGACAUCCCGUCUACACCAUGGACCGACCGCCAACCAUGCCUCGGCAACCGGACAACGGUUUCGCUUUCGGUUUCGGUUUCGGCCUCGCACCGGCCAAGUGCACAGUCGACGCCGUCAGUGAGCACUGUCUGGUCGAGGCCGACACCUCGGACAUUGACGUAGAAUCGCCUCGACUCAACGGCAUUACGUCGAACGACGCUUGGCCGCCCGAGCCGGUACCGCUGGUCGCCAAGGCGAGUACCGGCGGCCGUAUCUUCAUGGUGACCAAAAUGCGCCGUUGA